GCCCUUUAAUUCUUGUACGCAUACAGUCACAUGCGUAGCUCUUUUCCUCAUACCUAGCGAAAGAAAGUGGUGUGAAAACCGUGUUUUUACGGUUAUUUUCUUUAGUGUUUGCCAAUGUUUUUGUAAUUAUAAGCCCUCUCCAAUUCAGAGGACAGAUUUGCAGAUACCCUGGUUACAGGUUUUGUCAGCCUUGUAUAAACUUGAAACGCCACAAAGCUUGCAACCAUGUCGACCAAGAUGUCUCACUCUGCAAACCAGUCAGCUGCUCAAGCUGCUGCUACUUCCCCAUCGUCAGAGGCACAUCCUACCGGCCGGCCAGCGGGAAUCCUUCCCAUGCCAGCCCAGAUGCUGUCGUCCUCCAGUGAUGGUGGUAGUGGUACAAGCAGUGGCCUUACUGAUGCUUCUGCAAGUCCCAAAGUAACACAGCAAGACUCUGGCCAUGUCAGUGUGCCUACCACUGGUGGUGGAGACAAUGCUGCACAGGGGCCUGUGCAAAAUGAAGCUAACAACAUGGCAAAUACCAAAGAGAAGACAUCAAUGUGCCUGCUCAAUGAGCUUGCACGAUACAACAAACUCCAACCCAAAUAUGAACUCAUCAAAGAAAAGGGCCCUCCCCACGAGAAGAUCUUCUCUGUAUGCCUUACCCUUGGAACUCAAAAGUAUGAGUCCUCUGGUAAAAGCAUUAAGAAGGCACAGCAUGGAGCAGCUGCCAUUGCUUUGGAGAAAUGUGGACUGCCCCAUCCUGUUCCUAGAGACCAGCCCAAGAAGUUCAAACAUAGGCCCAUGAACACCAACACUGAUGCCAUGACCCCAACUGUCAAGCUGAACAGCCUAGCCAUGAAGACGGGCAAGCAGGUGCAUUACGUGCCCCUCAAUCCUGUACCGCAGCGCCCCUUUUACGGGGGUUACCGUGGCCCAAGGAACCAGGGUAUGCCUCACCCUAAUCAUGGUAUGCAACAGCCACCGCAACAGGGUCCUCCACCACCCAAUCAGCAACAACAGACUUCUCCACCACAGCAGCAACCAGGGGCACAGCAGGGUCAGCAGCAACAGGGGCAGUCUGGGUCAGCGCAACCACCUCCUACAUUCCACCCACCUGGCCCUCCUCAAAUGCCACCUCCACCCAUCCAAUCACAGCAAGGUCAAGUGCCACCUCCUCCAGGCAUUGCCCAACCCCAGGGGAUGCCUCCCCAGGGCCCUGGGGGGAUGGAUCAGCAGGGACAACAGGUUGGGGCACCACCACCAAACCAAGGACAACAACAACAGCGUAUGCCCCAACAGGGAGGCCCUCCAUAUCAAAACCAGCAUCAUCGGCCUUACUAUCGCUACCCAAGGCCAUUUGUGCAUUAUGUUAAGGUGACUGUCGGUGAACGUGAAUUCGUAGGGGAAGGAAAGACUCAGAAGGGAGCUCGUCAAAAUGCUGCCUCCCGUGCUCUGAGUGCUCUGGAAAAUGAACCUGCACCGAAAGUUGACAUGGCUACAACAACCAACGUGGAUGUUGAUGGAAAUGGUGAUGCCUCAAGUGGUGGGGAGGAGAGGAACAUCAAGUCUGAUAUUAGUCUCAUCUACGAAGCUGCAAACCUUCACAAUCUCAAUGUUGUCUUCAAGGUUUUGGAGGAACGUGGACAGCCACACUUGAAGGUUUUCAAGCUGCAGUGUACUGUGGGAGAGUUUGUCACUGAAGCAGAAGGUCCUUCAAAGAAAGAUGCCAAGCGUAAAGCUGCUGAAUUAAUGCUCCCAAAACUUAAGGAACUCCCUCCAGUUGCUAAUAAGGUUGUUGUCCAACAUCAAAUGAUGCAACGCAAACUUUGGAUGCAGGACAAGAAUAAGAAAAAGAAAUCUAAGUCACUUCUCAAGACAUCUCCAGAGGACCCCAAUUUUGGCGCUCCAGGCCUUCACCCUGUCAGCAGGCUUGUACAGAUCCUCCAGGCCAAGAAUGAGCGUGAACCUGAAUUCACUGUGAUUGAUGAUCGUCCUCUAAUGGAACGAGCUGGACCUCACAUGAUACGGAGACGAGAGUUCACCAUACAGGUGGCUGCUGCAUCUAAGAAAGCUACUGGUAAAGGGAAGACCAAGAAGGAUGCCAAGAAGCAAGCUGCAGAAAACAUGUUGAAACUCCUUGGCUAUGCCCCUACACCUGAUGAAACCAAUGGUAUGAGUCCAGGACAACCAUCCAAAUCAGCCCUCAAGACUGGAGCCAAGCCUGUAGAUCAGGAGGGGGACAGGAAAGUUACUUUCAAGGAUGAGAAACAGAAGAAAGGUACUAAGAAGGAUGAAAAGAAAGAUGGCUCUCAAGUCCAAGGGAAUUCUGGGAAGGGACUUGCCCCAGGGUUACUUCCCAUGAUGCCAGGCAUGGGAACCCAACCACAGAUCUUCCCAUCAGGCCCUGCUCCAGCAGGAGCUCAUAAAAUGCCCGGGCAAGGCCUAAACCGUGCCCCUGGUGCUCCUGUCACAGGCUCUAAUAUGAAGGUUUCCCCAAAGAAGAAUUCUCUACGUGACAUCGCUCAAGACCUCCUCAGCCUUGGACACUCCCCAACCGCUGAAGCACUUCUAAAGGGAACAGCUGGACCACAUUCUAUCCCCAAUCUCUCUAGACCAACUCAACAGCUAGAGUACCUUGCCAAAGUCAGUGGUUGCAGCACCAAGUUUAAUGAUUUCCCAAAGGGAAACAAACCUGAGUUCCAGUCUGUGGUGUACAUCUCAACUGAUCCUCAGUCUGCAUACCGUGGUUCAGGUGCCACUGUAGAAGCAGCUCAUGAUGUAGCAGCAAUCACUGCAUUGAGAGCUCUAGCAGGCAUCACUGAUGGGGAUACAAGCAAGAAAGGUGCUGGACGAUAGACAUCACAGGCUUCUUUGGCAGAAACGUGUAAGCUGCUGACAAACAGAAUGGAUGUUAACAAGUUCGUUCAUAGAAAACUUCUUGAAAGAAAAGGAAAUUAUUAUUAUAAGAUAUAUUGAUAUAAAUUGAUGAUUUUAUGUCAUUAUCAUUGCACUUUUGUUUUUAUUUUUAAUUGAAUUCUUAUACACUUUUGCAUGCAAACACAAGAAUUUAGUUUCAUGAUAGUUUACCCUAGUUUUUAUGGUUACACUUCGUAAUUCCGAAGGUUCGUAAUUCUGAAGGUUCUUUAUUCCGAAACACGUAAAUUGCCUAUACCUCGAUGUUCGUUAAUCCGAAACGUAAAAGGGUUCGUUAAUCCGAACAUUUGUGGCGUUAUUCCAAAGGUUUGUUAUUCCGAAGGUUCGAUAAUCCGAAAACGAAAUAAGGUUCGAUGAUCCGAAGGUUCGUCAAUCCGAAAACGAAAUAAGGUUCGUUGUUCCAAAGGUUCGUUAAUCCGAAGACGAAAUAAGGUUCGUUGUUCCGAAGGUUCGUUAGUCCGAAAACGAAAUAAGGUUCGUUAAUCAUUAGUUUUCGGACGAACGAACCUUUGGAAUUACGAACCUCAUUUCGUUUUCGGAUUAACGAACCUUCGGAAUAACGAACCUCACUUCGUUUUCGGACUAAUGAACCUUCGGAAUUAUGAACCUCAUUUCGUUUUCGGACUAACGAACCUUCGGAAUUACGAACCUUCGGAAAUACGAACCUUCGGAAUAUCCGAACCUUCGAAAUAACGAAGCUUCGGAAUUACGAAUGUAUGCGGUUUUUAUUAUGUACUAAAAUAUUAUGAGGCAUCCUGGAUUUAUCUAUAAGUUUUAAUGUUUCUUUUUAAGUGAUUAUUCUUAAAUAAAAAAAAAGGUAUUUCUGGUGAAAGGAAGAUCUUAUUCUUUUGAUUUUAUUACAUAGAAUGAAUGUAUGUAUAUUCUUAAUGUUUGCAUGCAAAAUUUGUCACAAGAUGACUAAGAAUAACAUUGAAAAGAAUUUAUUAGGUGUGGUAUUGUGAAUAUUGUUAAUCAAAACAAAGUUGCUUAAAAGUUCAUGUUUUAUGCUUAUGGAUAGAAAUGGCUUGCUUGUAGUUUUAAAGAUAGUUAACAGAUUGGAAUUUCCUAAAACGAUCAGAAUUUGUCUUGUUUUCAUUGUUUAUAUUUUGGAAUAUUUGGAAGGCCCAAACUUCAUCAUUUGUAUUGUAUUUUUGCUGAUAAGUAUCAACACUGAGGAUGAUGAUUCUGAAUAGAUUCACCAUUAAGCUGUAAAACAUGUAUUUCUAAAUGAAUGUAUAUAUAUUCACACUACCAUGCUGUGUAUUACUUACAAGAAUUAAAAGUGUAAUGAUUAUUAGAUUAAUGAAACUAAAAAUUGAAAAAAAAAGCUGUGGUAGGUUCAUUAAAUGGAGAGGGCCCUCCCAUUGCUUUUUAUUUGAAUGAAAACCUUUGUUUCACCAUGCAUUAAUUAUUCAAAAAGAAGUCGACUUAUGUCUGAAGAAAAUAAAUAAUCUGCACACGAAAGUUGUAAAAGUGGAAGUAGGAAAAAACAAACGUGUUUUUGGAAAAUAAGAUAAUUAGACAGAGUAGAUGAAAUAAAGAUAUCCAUCACUUAGUGUUUUGAUCUCUCUUCCACACAGAUUCUUUUGGCAAAUUGCCAUAAUUUUUUUUACCAUUGUGUUUCAUUGCCAUUUAUAAUGUAUUUUUUGUAGAAAAGACAUAACAAAAUGCAUAAUUAAAGCACCUACUGUAUGUAUCAGGGGAAAGUUUGCUGUUACAUUGUACAGUUGUAGGAUUAUGGAACACAUUUUUCAAUUGCAAGAUAGCUAAUUUAAAUGUAGAAAAGCUUUGACUCUUGAAAACAUUUUGUUCUUUCUGCUUUCACUACAAUGCAAUUUGUAUGUAGAUUAUUUACACCUAAAAAAAGAGGUCCUGUAGACAUAUACAGUGUGACAAUAUGUUUCUUAAGUUUUCACUUGCUGUUCAAAAGAGGUUUGGAGGAAAGAAGAAAUAAUACUAUGAGCAGUGUUUGAAGCAAAGGUUUUUACUGCAAAUGAAAUCUUCAAUUUAUUUUACAUCUAUGUAUUUGCUUAUAUAAUGUGAUGAUGAUGAUAAAGGCAUGUAUAGGCACAAAUUUUGCACCCGUGUUCAUAAUCUGGUGUACAAUUUAUGUUUAUCCUGCCUAAAUGUAUUUUUAAAGGUAUUUUUUAUUCACUUGCUUCACGGCUAGAUUUCCUGAUUUGUAUGUAUUUAUUUUAGAUAAAAAUAUUGGACUGACCCUAUUAAUGAAUAAGUCUUACUAGACUACUCCAAGGCAUGUACCUAUUUUGUUUUUUAAAUGAUGUACCAAAAGUUCUUUUCAACCCAUCAUAUCAAGCAUUCACACUAUGGGUGAAAAUAUUAUUUUGUGUCAUGGUCAUUUAAUUCACGGUUGUACCUGUUAGAUCGGACUUUGAUAUAAUAUGAUUCUGGAUGGAAUAUUCAAGUAGGAAAUCUACAACUUGUAUAUUCAUCAGUAAGAAAUUAUCAAAAUUUGCCAAACAAUCCACAAAUCACAGAAAACUAUGUCUUAUUAUCUGUUAUAGUAUUAUUAUAGCACAUGGGAUUAUCAGUGUAAGUUUUCAUCACAAGGUUUAUGAUGAAAAAGGCAUUUUGUUGCUAAUAUUAAAGAUGAUUCAGAAGAAACCACAAAGACUUGUGCUAGAAGCAUUAUGUUAGUAUUCUAACAAUUCAUCAUUAAAUACUCUUGGUUAUGCAACAUA
Messenger RNA from Lytechinus pictus (painted urchin), 5618 nucleotides. RefSeq names its product double-stranded RNA-binding protein Staufen homolog 2-like. Gene Ontology annotation, molecular function: mRNA binding; double-stranded RNA binding. The transcript has 15 exons. Gene Ontology annotation, cellular component: neuron projection; neuronal cell body; plasma membrane. The record is from RefSeq and is a predicted model, not a curated record. Lineage: Eukaryota; Metazoa; Echinodermata; Echinoidea; Temnopleuroida; Toxopneustidae. Gene Ontology annotation, biological process: germ cell development; anterograde dendritic transport of messenger ribonucleoprotein complex; intracellular mRNA localization. Bases 226 to 2838 code for a protein of 870 amino acids.